AUGCUGGACGAAGGAGCAGGCUCGGAAGCAUUGAACAAGUUGAUAGAAGGCCUCCAACCCGACGAGGAGGUAGCCAAGGAGCUCAGGGAGGAGACACCACGAGCAAUGUGCUCACAGCUUAUGGAGCAUCAGAAACUCGGAUUGACAUGGCUGAAGAAGAACGAAACGAGCAGUAACAAGGGCGGAAUACUUGCUGACGACAUGGGCUUGGGCAAGACGGUGCAAGCAAUAUCUCUUAUUGUUUCCCGACCAUCGGAUGACCCAGCCUGCAAGACCACACUCAUCGUUGCGCCAGUUGCUCUGAUGAGGCAGUGGCAGAAAGAGAUCGAACGACAUGUCCAUGCUCAUUCACGCCUCUCCGUGUACAUCUACCAUGGGGCUGGGAAGAAGGCCAAGUUCGACAAAUUGCGCCAGUUUGAUGUUGUGCUGACCACGUACGGCACAUUGACGUGGGAGUAUAAACGCAAAGAAUCGCGUGCCGACAUAGCGAGAAAUUCGUGUCACAUCAUAGGGCCAACAAGCAAAUGGCAUCGUGUCAUACUUGACGAAGCCCAAUGUAUCAAGAACAAGAGCACAAUCGUUUCAAAGGCAUCAAAUGAGUUGAGAGCUACAUAUCGCCUUUGUAUGACCGGUACACCAAUGAUGAACUCCAUCGACGAGUUAUAUCCCCUGAUUCGUUUUCUCCAAAUCAAACCCUACAACGAUGAUGCUCGUUUCCGUUCGCACAUCUCCAAGCCCAUAAAAAAUGCCAACGAACGCGAAAUGGGGAUUAAGCGUGUACAGGUCUUACUGAAAAGCUUCAUGCUUCGUCGCGCAAAGGACACUAAAAUUGACGGCGAAGAGAUCUGCAAGAUCCCACCAAAACAUGUCCACAAAGACGAUGUUGAAUUUGACGAAGAUGAGCGGGAACUCUACUCAGCGAUCGAGACCAACUCCCAACUCAAGUUCAACAAAUACCUGGCCAAAGGAACGGUUACCAAUAAUUACGCUAACAUUCUGGUGCUGCUAUUACGACUCCGUCAGGCAUGCUGUCAUCCGCAUUUGAUCAAGGAUCUCGGGGUCCAGGUAUCGACCGAGGGUAUCCCUGAGGAGGAUCUUCUCAGUCGUGCAAAGCAGCUUCAUGGAGAUGUGGUCAAUCGAUUGAAGGUUAUGGAAAAUUUCGAAUGCCCCAUUUGCUACGAAGCUAUCCCGAAUCCCACAGUGUUUCUACCCUGUGGACAUACUUGCUGCGGAGAGUGUUUCCAGAAGCUUAUCGAUCCAUCCCAGGCCAUCAGGGAAGGCGUGGAGACCAACAAUGCGAAGUGUCCGCACUGCAGAGGCCCACUCAGUUCCGAGAGGAUCACUGACUAUCAUCAUUUCUGCAAGGUUUUCAGUCCAGAGAAGCUCCACCUCUUUGGCGAAGCAAAGGACGAAAACGAAGAAGUGGCUGUGGCUGAUGCUGAGUCUGACGAUGAGUCUGAUGACGAUUCUGAUACUGAGAGUGAUUCUGAGGCCGAGGAGGAUGAGGAUGCGGGCAGUGACUUGGACGAUUUCGUUGUCCCAGAUGGUGCAGAUGACGACUACGAAGCCCCUGUCAAAGUUAAAGGGGAAUCUUCUAAGAAGAGGAGAACCAAGGGUGGUCGAGGCAAGAAAAAAAAGAGCAAGGGCAAGGCAAAAGCUGAAGAUGACGACGACAAUCUUCCAAAGCUCAAGAAGACGCUUGCCCAGCUUAAGCAAGAAUCUCUCCGAAAUCAAGCUGCAAAGAAGAAGUAUCUCAAGCGUCUUCGCAAAACAUUCAAAUCCUCAUCAAAGAUCGACAGGACCGUAGAGCUUCUUACCGAAAUUAGGAACAAUGACCCCUCGGAGAAGACGCUCAUCUUUAGUCAAUUUACUACAUUGCUUGACCUUGUAGAGGUUCCCCUUCAGGACCGUGGAUUCAAAUACCAACGUUACGAUGGCAGUAUGAAGAUGGAUGAUCGAGCCGAUGCUGUCAACGCAUUUAUGGACGAAUCUGAUCAAACCAUCAUGUUGGUCUCGCUCAAAGCCGGCAAUGCGGGCUUGAACUUGAACAAGGCUUCUCAGGUCAUCAUUCUCGACCCAUUCUGGAACCCUUUCGUCGAAGAUCAAGCAGUUGAUCGAGCACAUCGAAUGCCACAGAAGCGGGAAGUCAAUGUGCAUCGUCUAUUGGUUCCGGAGACCGUCGAGGAUCGCAUUAUCACUCUCCAGGACGGGAAACGUGAGCUUAUCACCGCAGCUCUGGAUGAGAAUGCCAGCAAAAGCAUUUCUCGGUUGAGCAUUGGCGAUCUGAAAUAUCUCUUUGGCUUGGGUCCUCGCCCUAGUCGUUGA
Messenger RNA from Aaosphaeria arxii CBS 175.79, 2325 nucleotides. RefSeq lists its product as uncharacterized. Bases 1 to 2325 code for a protein of 774 amino acids. NCBI's taxonomy places the organism in Eukaryota, Fungi, Ascomycota, Dothideomycetes, Pleosporales. Gene Ontology annotation, molecular function: ATP-dependent chromatin remodeler activity; ATP binding. The transcript has 2 exons. Gene Ontology annotation, cellular component: cytoplasm. The record is from RefSeq and is a predicted model, not a curated record.